AUGGGAAACUCAAUAGGCAAAGAUAAAGGAGAAGAAACUGUAGACGGAGGUCAACUAACGCCGCAUGGAGUAUAUAAAGGAACACAAGAUUGGGACUACAGGAGUGUCCGUAAACUCAUCAUAGAAAGAAAAUUAGCACCUUUCUAUAAAGGUUUACCAGACUAUGACGAAGGUUGGAACGAUGUCACAUUAACGACCCAUAAUCUUCCAAAAAAUGGUGAGGUCAAUCAAACCGUUGCUUUUAGUAACGAAAGUAUCUCACAAGGAAGUGGAGAAACUAAACGUUCGGCUACUUUAAAUACCGUAGGCACAACUAAAGGUAAAGAGGUACCAACGUCCAAAUCGUUAGAGGCUCAGCUAUAUAAAGGUGCUGUCGAAUGCCCCAUUUGUUUUUUGUAUUAUCCACGGAAUAUUAAUUACUCUCGAUGUUGUGAUCAACCUAUAUGUACUGAAUGUUUUGUUCAAAUAAAACGACCUGAAAGUGGAACAUUAAGCGCUAACAAUUCUCCAGCUGUGUGUCCAUUUUGUGUACAGCCUAAUUUUGGUAUAUGUUAUAAACCGCCUUCUUUCAUUGCAGGAAUCGGUAGUGAAAGUUCGUCUUCUACAUCUUCAAACACAAAUAAUUUAAUUCCAACACCAUCUUCAACUACCUCUCUUGAUGGAAGGGCUCGAAGAAAAAGUGUUAGUCAUAAAAACCCGGACGUUGUUACUACCGAUCAAAUUCGUCCAGAUUGGGCAACGCGAGUACUGCAACCUCCUCGUCAACCUCCGAGUACUAGACGAUCUUCUACCACUACUUCAGGAAACUCGAGGCGUAUUCCGGCUCGUCAUGGAGGAGGAGGAAGUUCCUACAUGACUUCAUCCACGACCAAUCCUUCUCGACGCAAUAACCAACCUGCUGGAGGCGAUUAUGGAGGAUAUUUAGCUGCAAUGAGAAUGGGUACAGAUCUAGAAGAACUUAUGGAUGAAAAUUCUAAUAAUAUAUCAUCGUCUGAUGGUUCUACAACAGGAACUAUAACGUCACCUAAUCUAUCUAAUUUGCUUGAUGAAAUUAAUAGGAUUGAUAAUAGCCUUUCUGAAGUUGAGAUACUUACUUCAAGACAGGAGUUACUGGAAAAUGCAGGUGGAGAAGAUGGUAGUUCAUCAAUUUCUCAUUCACAUGAUCAUAUAUCAACUACUGUGUCAACACUAAUAACAUCAAGUGCAGAAUACGACACUAUAACAAGUGUGUCAGCUCCAUCGUCAAGAGGUACAGGACCAUCAACUCCAAGCUCAACAACAAAUUCUACAAAUGAGGCUAUAAUUACACC
Funneliformis caledonium is the source of this 1310-nucleotide messenger RNA. The record is from the annotation of a GenBank genome assembly. Lineage: Eukaryota; Fungi; Glomeromycota; Glomeromycetes; Glomerales; Glomeraceae.